CCGUAAAAAGGGAAAUAAAGAAAAGAAAACCCCCCAUUUUAAUUUUCUCUUCCAUUUUUUUGACUUUUUAUUAUUUGUUCUACAUUUUUAUAUCUCUCGGUGGAGGAAUGCUUGUCACCUACUCCUCUCAUACUUGGUACUCCAUCCCUUCCCUUCCCUCUCUCCCUCUCUCUCUCUCAAAGCGCAACACAACAGCAAUAAUCAUAGCAGCGCAAUUCAAUUCACCAAAAUGCUAAUACUCUCUUGAACUCCGUUCCUUUGAUUCGCCAUGGACAAGCACAAGUGCAAGCUUUGCUUCAGGAGCUUCUCCAAUGGCAGAGCCUUGGGGGGUCACAUGCGCUCUCACAUGAUGAACCUUCCUCUCUCAAAGCCCGAAGAAGCGUCCCCGCGAACCAUCCAACUCAGCUUCGAAGCCGAAUCAGCUUCUUCCUCGUCUUCCUCAUCCGAUGAUGACGAAGACGGUGACAAGUGUCUCUGUUAUGGCCUCAGAGAGAACCCCAAACGAAGCAUUCGCCUCGUGGAUCCCGAAUUCUCGUUCGCAGCUGCAGACACUGGCUCCGCGAUCCUCCAUGACAGAGAGAGCGAGUCCGAGUCAUCCAAGAGCAACCCAACUCGUAAAAGAUCCAAAAGGCCAUGGAAUAACAAUAAUAAUAAUAUUAAUAGCAGAAAUUAUUAUUAUUAUAAUGAUCAUAAUAAUGAUACUAACAACUAUACCACCCCCAGCAUCAAGAAGCAAGUUUUCGGAACCGAACAUGAAGCCCUGAUGAAGAAGAAGAGUAAGACAGAAUCGUGGGUGGAUCACGAACCUGCGAGCUCGGUCUCCGAAGCAACUACCGAGGAAGACGUGGCGUUCUGUCUGAUGCUGCUUUCCAGGGACAAAUGGAAGCGACAUAAGGACCAACCGCAAUUCAUGGAUGUGGAAGAUCAAUACGAGGAGGAGGAAGAGGAAGAGGAGGAAGAAGAGGAGGAAGACGAAGCAUUCGAGGAGAGCGAGGAAUCGCAAGAGACGAUGAAACUUUGCAAGAACCGAGUACGAGGAAGGUACAAAUGUGACACGUGCAACAAGGUGUUUCGAUCGUACCAAGCUUUGGGGGGCCACCGAGCGAGUCACAAGAAGAUCAAAGUGAACGUGAAAGUGGACGGUGAAGAAGCGGAAGUUGAGCACAGGAAGAAAAGUGGGACGUGUGGCGUGGAGAAGAAAAUCCACGAGUGCCCCGUUUGUUUCAGAGUCUUCGCUUCGGGUCAAGCACUUGGAGGACACAAGAGAACCCAUGUUACUGGGUCAGCACCCUCAACAGUUCCAUCAACUUCAGCAAAGUUUGGAAACAGCUUCAUAGAUCUCAACCUGCCGGCUCCGAUUGACGAAGACGAGGCUAGCCAAAUCGAGAACUCUGCUGUUUCCGAUGCGGAAUUCGUCAAAACCCGAUAGGUAAAAGAGAAAGGAUCAAAUUUUUUGGUGCCCGGAGAUAAAUUUAUUUUUGAUAAGUUUUAUAUAUGUUCUGCAAAUUAGAUAAUAUGGUUACUCUAUAUUAUUCAUGUAAUGUUAUAAAUUAUAAUCAUAUAAUUCUUCCAAGAU
Molecule: messenger RNA, 1576 nt
Organism: Vigna angularis (adzuki bean)
Lineage: Eukaryota; Viridiplantae; Streptophyta; Magnoliopsida; Fabales; Fabaceae
Product: zinc finger protein ZAT9
Exons: 1
Coding region: 269-1429 (386 amino acids)
Biological process (GO): regulation of DNA-templated transcription
Source: RefSeq, a predicted model, not a curated record